AACAGCUUCUCAUUUUAUUCGGAAAGGAGACCUAUCUAAGGUCCUUUCUAAGGCUGCCGCCGAAGGCCCGCAACUCCUUUGCAGACACCGAAGAUGCUCCCCAGGACCGGCCAAUGGCCAUGAGCCCUCUAGGAAGUGGAAUCCAUCCGCCCGGACCCCAACCCGGCGCAGUUGCAUCCAAGUGCGCAGAUGCGACUCUACAAUGAGGCUCCAGCUCAAGCCUUUUGUCUCCCCGCACUCCGCGGGUCUGGCGGGCGGCCGUGUUCGCUCCUCCUGCCCUGUGCAGAGCGCAGCUAACAGGGACCUAGCCCUACAGACGGAGCCCGGCUCGCGGCACGUCCAAGGCCAUGACUACUGAGGAUACUUCUUUUCUCCAAAAACAGAGCACAGAAGAAAUGGAACCUACUGUUGAGCUCCUUCCUGUUGAGUUCCAGGAACUGAUGACAGUCAAAGAUGUGGAAAUGGACUUCACUCAGGUGGAGAUGGAACUAUUGAGUUCUUCCCAAAAUUACAUGGGCAUGGAUAUGAAGGUGGCGAACUGUGGGAGCCUGGUAUUUUGGGAUUCUGAAUCCAUACCUGAUACUAAGGAGUUCCUUUCAAAGCAGGAAGUUUAUGAAGAAGUAUCAUCUGAAAGGGAGCUGAUAAUAGAAAAACAUAAGAAGGAUAAUGGCUGGGGCUCUAAGUUGAUAGCAUCCUGGGAAUAUGAAGGCAUUUUAGAAAGGCAGCAAGAAAAUCAGAGGAAUGAUUCAAUGCAAGUUGUAAUUAAACACAAGAAAAACCCUGCAGAGCACUGCAAUGAAAUUGGAAAAAGUUCAAACCCAAUUAAACAUUCAAAAGUUUACUCAGGGAAAAAGCCAUGGGAGUGCAAUGCAUGUGGAAAGUCCUUCAGUUACUACUCAGCCUUUAUCUUACAUCAUAGAAUUCAUACUGGAGAGAAGCCCUAUAUGUGUAAUGAAUGUGGAAAGUCCUUUAGUCGGAGCUCAUCCCUCAUUCAGCAUCAGAGAAUUCACACUGGAGAGAAACCUUAUGAGUGUAGUGAAUGUGAGAAAGCUUUCAGUCACCGGUCAGCCCUUAUUCAGCAUCAUAUCAUUCACACUGGAGAAAAGCCCUAUGAGUGCAAUGAAUGCGGGAAAGCCUUCAACCAAAGCACAUACCUCAUUCAGCAUCACAGAAUACACACUGGAGAAAAACCCUAUAGAUGCAAAGAAUGUGGGAAAGCUUUCAAUGACACCUCAUCCCUUAUUAAACACCAGAGGGUUCAUACUGGAGAAAAACCCUAUGGAUGUAAAGAGUGUGAGAAGUCCUUUAGUGACCGGUCAGGACUUAAUCAGCAUCAGAGAACUCAUGCAAGGAAAAAGCCUUAUGAAUGCAGUGAAUGUGGGAAAGCGUUCAGUUACUGUUCAGCUCUUAUUCAACAUCAAGGAACCCAUACUGGGGAGAAACCUUACAAAUGCGAUGAAUGUAGGAAAGCCUUCAGUGACCGCUCGGCUCUCAUAAGACAUCAGAGAAUUCAUACUGGAGAGAGACCUUACAAAUGUAAAGAAUGUGAGAAAGCCUUCAGCCAGAGCUCAUCCCUUACAAAGCAUCUGAGAACACAUACUGGAGAAAAACCCUAUAAAUGCCCUGAUUGUGAGAAAGCCUUUAGCCAGAGUUCAUCUCUUACUCAACAUCAGAAAAUUCAUACAAGGGAGAAAUCCUACAAAUGUAAGAAAUGUGAGAAAACCUUCGGUGGCCGUUCAGCCUUUCAUCAACAUAAAGAAAUUCAUGAUAAAUAGAAUUCAGUAGAUUUGUAAAAGAAUUGUUCUCUCCUGAUUGAGCAGAUCUGUUCUAAGUAUUACAGUGCAUAUUACAAGAACAUAUGGAGCUAUGUCACACAAGAAACAACUCUCUUCCUUAAAAUGUCAGUAUGUAAGGAAGAGGGUAAGAGGUAAAUGUGGAUGUCUGUGGUGUUCUAAAAUAACUAUUAGAGAGUAGACUUCCAAAAGUAAGAUGAAUGUCAUUGUCUAGAAAGAAAAUUGGAUGGAUGGCAACAAGGCAAGGGGUUCUUGAGUUAGAAGAUUGUUGAUUUUGGUGAGGCAAGGGACAAAUGAAGUUGGGAAGAGAUGAAAACUUUUCAUUGAAAUUGUAGUGGGAGCAGAUGGAGAAGUCAAGGGAGAAUGCUUGUGAGUAGGGUUCUGUGAAUAUAUCUCAGUUACAAAAUUCAAAUAGCUGAGGCAAUGGAGAAGAGAAUUUCUAAGAAAGCACAGGAGAAAGUCUGGUUUAGUCAGAAAAACAAAAAAAGCAGGGAGCAAGGUAUCUAAAGUCAAUAGGAAAACUAAACAAAGUAAUAAAACGAACAUUAUUUGAGGCUGGAGGCUCUCUAAAUAGUUUCAAACUGAAGCCAAAAUGGAAAAGAUCAGGACCCCCAAAGAGGAAAAUUACCAGAUUUCUUUAGGGAAAUAAAAAGAGGAGAAAAAUUAAAGUCCAGAAAAUCCUCCUUUUCCUUGCCCCUCUUCUCCAUUUGCUUACUUGCAUGUAUUCAAACAUUGAAACCAAUGGUUCUUAACCUUGAAAUCACCUGAGAAGCCUUAAAAGAUACCCGAGUCACAUCCCCAGGUAUGCUGAUUACGUUGGAUUGAGGUAUGGUAUGAGUACCAGGAAGUUUAGGUAAUUAUAAUGCUCAGCCAAGAUUUUUUUUUUUUUUUAAUCAAUGACAUUUUAUUUUAUUUAUUUUGCUUUUUUUGUUGUUGUUGAGACAGGGUCCCACCCUAUGCCCCUGAGCAGAGUGCAGUGGGCGUGGUAGCUCACCACAACCUCAGACUCGGGCUGCAGGCACCCCGCUGCCUCAGCCUCCGGAAGCCGCUGGGAUUACAGGCGCUUGCCAGGGCACCUGGCUGGGUUUUUCCAUUUUUUUUCAUGAGUCAGGGUCUCACUGUCGCUCAGGCGAGUCACGAACUCCUGAGCUCAAGUGAUUCUCCCUCCUCAGCCUCCCACAGUGCUGGGAUUACAGGCGUGAGCUACCGCGCCCGGCUAUUUUGCAUUUUUUUUAAUUGUUGGGAAUUCAUUGAGGGUACAAUAAGCUAGAUUAUACUGAUUCCAUUUGUUAGGCAAAGUCCCUCUUGCAAUCAUGUCUUGCCCCCACAAGGUGUGGCACACACCAAGGCCCCACCCCCCUCCCUCCUUCCCUCUCUCUGCUCUUCCUUUCUCCACCCCUCCCUCCUCCUUUCUCUCUCUGCUCUCUCAGCCAAGAUUAAGAACCCCUGAUUAGAUUCUUUCUACACAAAGAUUAACUCAAUUGGAUGAGAGGAUUAUAAGCAGAUGAAAAGAUGAUAAAGCCCUGUGCAGUGGCUCAUGCCUGUAAUCCCAACACAGUGGGAGGUCAAGGUGGGCGGAUUGUCUGAGCUCAUGAGUUUGAGACCAGCCUGAGCUAGAUCUAGACCCUAUCUUUAAAAAUAGCUGGGAGUCCUGGCAGGUGCCUGAAGUCCCAGCUACUUGGGAGGCUGAGGCUUGAGCUAUGAUGCCACAGCACUGUACUGGGGGUGACAAAGCGAGACUGUGUCUCAAAAAAAAGAAAAAAAAAAAAAGACGAUAAAGAUCAGCGCAAACUCUUGAGAGCUCUUGGUGACCGUAUUUUUGUUUUUGUUUUUUCUUCCUAGUUAUAUGACAAUAUCUUUUUGACUUGAUUUCUAAUACCUUAGUUUGCGCUGACGUACCUUAUACGAACUUGUUGUCUAACUCUGAUUGGCCCUGUUAAAUGUGCCAAUUAAAUUUUCUCACCCACUUCUAUGAACCAGGGUCACAUACUAUGCUUGCUAAUAUGGCCUAAUGGUGGCAAGUAUUAACCAUGAGAGACAAGCUUAGAAGUGGAUCUACAAGUCAGAAAUCAGGAUUGAAAGAAAGUGAUUAGAAGGUACUUUCAGAUAGUUAAAUUUUUGACUCUAGCAGUAUAAUUUUAUCAUAGAAUUUUCCAAAUUAUAAUAAAAUGUAGUGGUGUACAUGAAUUAACACAGAACUUCAAGGGAUUUAGGUGGGGAAAAAUGGCAAAACAGUCAUUUUUGGUAAUUGUUUAAAAGAAUGAACAAAAUCUUACUAUUUACUCUUCUAUCUGCUAUGCUAGGCACUGGAGAAUGGAGUAAUUAAAAUUGGUUUCAUGGAAAGGUGUUCGGUUAUGUACCAAUAUCUGAGAAUGAGAGUCCACCUGGCCCAGAAUGCUUUCCUUCAGUAAAACUCCCUAUGUUUUCUCAUCAUUUCAUAACAAUUCCUGGGACCAGUCUUUCUACACAGUACAAAAGCCAGGAGUACAUGGAUCUUAUUAAUAAAUCAUGACUAUGCCAUAACCUACAUGUAUAUCAGCAUCAUGACACUGUCACAUUAGGUGAUGAAAGGGAUACAUGUUGAUGGAGAAAGAAGAGACCAGUACAGUGUAGAAGACCUACUAUAUGAUGUGCAUAUCAAGGGAGAAUUAUCAUCAUUGAGACAGUUCCUAUUGGGCAGAAAUCCCUAGGUAGAUGUAGAAGGUAACUUUAGAAUUUUGCCCCUCAAGCCCAUGGGGUCAUUUACUGUCCCAGAUUGAUUAAUCAUACUUGUCUUUAUUUUCCCCUUUAGGCCUUCAAGUAUUCAGCUUUAUAUAACCAUAGGGAGAGAUUUUCUUCCAAUUGGCUUUAGAAUAGAAUAAUAUCACCGUAAAUUCUGUACUCUUUUAUUUUUCUCCACUUUUUAAAAAACAGAUUAUCAGGCAAGAAACUCUACUCAUUUUAUUAACUGUUGCCCAGAAUAACCACCCAGGCCCUUUUCAAGUUUUAUGGUAGGUUACAAUUGGAAAACAGGAGAGGCCAGCACAGUGGCUCACACCUAUAAUCCCAGCACUCUGGGAGGCUGAGGCAGAUGGAUUGCCUGUGCUCACAGUUUCAAGUUGAGCCUAAGCAAGAAAGAGCAAGACCCCAUCUCUAAAAAAUAGCUGGGUGUUGUGGCAGGCACCUGUAGUCCCGGCUACAUGGGAGGUUGAGGCAAGAAAAUUGCUUGAGCCCAAAAAUUUGAGGUUGAUGUGUUGUGUGAAAGUCUCCCAAUUGACCGAUGGUGCAGAGGAAUGAGUCCUGCAAUGAAAUAGUCUGAGUAAUGCGGAGGACCGCUUAUGCUCUCAUGGCAAGUGGCAAUCUUUAUUUCUUCCACCAAAGCUUAGAUAGGCACAUAAUUUAAUCAAUAAACACAUGAUUUAAACCUUGGCCCCAGGCCUUUUACAGCCUGGUAUUUAUAGGCCUACAGAUAAACCAGAUUAACUGAUAACCAUUUUACUAACAUUAUCUAAAGCUAUCCUUAUGGGCUAAGGUUUAACCGGUUUAACUGAUAACUACUUCACUAAAGUUAUUCUUAACGCUAAGUAAUCAAAAACAAAAC
Molecule: messenger RNA, 5373 nt
Organism: Nycticebus coucang (slow loris)
Lineage: Eukaryota; Metazoa; Chordata; Mammalia; Primates; Lorisidae
Product: zinc finger protein 501-like
Exons: 4
Coding region: 348-1775 (475 amino acids)
Biological process (GO): regulation of transcription by RNA polymerase II
Cellular component (GO): nucleus
Molecular function (GO): DNA-binding transcription activator activity, RNA polymerase II-specific; RNA polymerase II cis-regulatory region sequence-specific DNA binding
Source: RefSeq, a predicted model, not a curated record